Phytophthora sojae is the source of this 150-nucleotide messenger RNA. RefSeq lists its product as hypothetical. The record is from RefSeq and is a predicted model, not a curated record. Lineage: Eukaryota; Oomycota; Peronosporomycetes; Peronosporales; Peronosporaceae. The transcript has a single exon. The annotation marks the transcript as partial.
UGCGGCUUGUACCACGAAGGAGCUGUGUUCGCCGUAGAAAUCUCAUGCAAUGCAACAGUGAUAGAACUGCAAAGGGCAAUCUUCGAGAAGCGGAGAUACCGCGAGCGAUCCCUGUUCGCUCCAGGCAACUUGAGGCUCCGCUUGGCGUAG